AUGCCAGCCAGCUAAGUGCAUAUCUUUUAAUUAAUACUCUAACAUUUCCGGACUUGUAUGGAACCUCCAGUAUUUAAGCUGCUGCUGGAAGCGGUCGCCGAGCACAGUCUCAAGAAUGAAUUCUCGUAACCUGUUGUUGCUGCUAUUGGUAUCUUUAGCUACCUUGCAGGUGAUUUUAGCUGUGGAUUCGCCAGCCUGCCGCAAUGGCAUGCUCUAUCCGGGGGAAUCAAUAUACACAUACUACUACUGCGUGAACGGAGCACUGAAAGAUGGAAAGUGUCCGGAGGGCAGUUACUUUGAUGCCAACUUUCUCAUGUGCCGUCAUGGAGCGCCGCCAGUUGGUAGCGAUGAUGCAGAGAUCACGAAUGGCGAAUGCCAGCGUUGGGGAUUGGUUGCGGACUUGACCGAUUGCAAUCGCUUUUAUCACUGCCAGAAUAAGGGUGCUACUAUGGAGCGUCUCAGCUGCGACCAGGGUUUGAUCUUUGAUGAGUCCAAAUUUACUUGUGUUGUGGGCCAAUGUUGAGCUUUAGGAAACUUUAAUUUAUACAAUAACAAAACUUAUGAAUAAUAAAAUGAGGCAAGCCUUCAAACAGAGA
Messenger RNA from Drosophila virilis, 596 nucleotides. RefSeq names its product obstructor-I (gene obst-I). NCBI's taxonomy places the organism in Eukaryota, Metazoa, Arthropoda, Insecta, Diptera, Drosophilidae. Gene Ontology annotation, cellular component: extracellular region. The record is from RefSeq and is a predicted model, not a curated record. Gene Ontology annotation, molecular function: chitin binding.